Gossypium raimondii (Peruvian cotton) is the source of this 1556-nucleotide messenger RNA. RefSeq names its product mitogen-activated protein kinase kinase kinase 18. Bases 63 to 1550 code for a protein of 495 amino acids. Gene Ontology annotation, biological process: protein phosphorylation. Gene Ontology annotation, molecular function: protein kinase activity; ATP binding. Lineage: Eukaryota; Viridiplantae; Streptophyta; Magnoliopsida; Malvales; Malvaceae. The transcript has a single exon. The record is from RefSeq and is a predicted model, not a curated record.
AAACACACACCUAAAAACAUACACGAAAAAGAAAAACAGUUUUUUUUUUUUCAAGUUCAGAGAUGGAGAAACAGAGCAACUCCAAGAAACCUUCUUGGGUUAGGGGGAAGUGCUUAGGCAAAGGUGCCUUUGGUACUGUGAGCUUGGCGAUCCACCAAUCAGACGGUGCUGUUUUCGCUGUUAAGUCUGUGGAUUUAGCAACGGGUGUUCCCAGCCAAUUGGAUUCUUUGGAGAAUGAAAUUAGAAUCCUCCGUUCCCUUUCCUCUCCUUACGUUGUUGAGUAUCUCGGCGAUGAUGUGACGAAGAAUGAAACCUCGGCGGCGGGUUCCCGGAAUCUUCACGUGGAGUACAUGCAAGGUGGCACCGUCUCUGACGUGGCGAUCGUCAAACAACGGUUGGCUGACUUGGACGAGAGGAUUUUGCGGUGGCACACGCGGUGCUUGUUAUCGGCUCUGAAGUACAUGCACGGCCAAGGCAUUGUACACUGCGAUGUGAAAGGGAAAAAUGUUUUGGUUGGACAGGAUUUCAGCUCCGUAAAGCUCGCGGAUUUCGGCUCGGCUAUUGAAAUUGUAAAGGAAAGCAGGGGUGACAGGUGUGGGACCGUGAUCACGCCACGUGGAAGUCCUCUCUGGAUGGCUCCGGAGGUUAUUCGCGGUGAGUAUCAAGGACCGGAGAGUGAUGUUUGGUCCCUAGGCUGCACCGUCAUCGAGAUGGUAACCGGAAAGCCAGCUUGGGAGGAUCAGGGUCUCAAGUCAUUGACUCGAAUCGCCAACUCGGACGAAUUGCCUCGGUUACCGGCUGAGUUAUCUGAACUCGGUAAGGAUUUCGUUGAGAAGUGUUUGAUAAGGGAUCGAACACAAAGAUGGAGCUGCGAUCAGCUGCUACAACAUCCCUUUGUAGCAUCGGCUUCAGCACCGAGUGAAAUCGGAGAAUCAUCUCCACGUUGCGUGCUCGAUUUCAGCAGCUCGGAUUUCGAAGAGGAUGAAAAUACGGGGAAUUUCGAAACUUGGGCGAGGGAGAGGAUAAGUAAAUUAGCUACAGAAGAAGGGGUAGUUUGGGAAUCGGAUGGAUGGGUGACGGUAAGAAGUUACGCGCGUGAAUCAGGUGUGAAUUGUGAGGAAGGCACAAGUACGGAAUAUCCAGAGUUGAUGAGAAUAAUGAAGGAAAUGAUUGAAGGGACAAAUUUGGAAACUGCCGAUUGCUCUGAUGGCACUCAUUCAGUGGAGUGGCAGUGUAGUAAUUACAAGCAAUCGAAAAGGUCAAAGUGGUCGAGUGGUGAGUUACGGUGCGGUGGGUGGAGAUGCGAGUGCUCGACUGGUUCGAGCUGUCUGUAUGGGUCACAAAAGAUGGAGUUAGCGGUGGGGAAAGGACAGUUGAGAAUCUACAUGUUUUGUAAUUUAUUAUUACAACUAUUUUUCUGUAAUUUAAGAAUAUUCAAAUAUAUUUUAUUGGUGUUUUUCAAUUACUCUUUUUUAUUUACUAUAUUCUUUACCUUUUCUUCUCAGCCUCAAAAUUUCCACAGUCAUCACAAGAAUAUACUCGGUUAUUAAUGAAAC